Molecule: messenger RNA, 3232 nt
Organism: Mycena citricolor
Lineage: Eukaryota; Fungi; Basidiomycota; Agaricomycetes; Agaricales; Mycenaceae
Source: the annotation of a GenBank genome assembly
AACUGUUCCAUCAAUAUCCAUCUGUCACAAUUUCGGCAGUGCAUAACUUGCUGCCAGCCAGCGAGCAGUUCGCCGUACCGACGCAUAGAGUGCUCGACUGCCCUCAAAAUCUCAACCCAUGCGCUCCUUCACUUUCUUCAUCUUCGCCGUCCUUGCUCUCCUCUCAACUGUGCUCGCAUGGGAGAAGGAAGACCAUGAAAUCUUCGACCUAGUCAGCGCCAUAGAAGCGUCAGAGGGCAAGGGGACCACUUUUUACUCGUGGCUUGACGUGUCUUCAACCGCUUCAACUCCCGAAAUUGCGCGCGCGUACCGGAAAAAGAGUAUGGUUUUGCAUCCCGACAAGAACCUGGGUGACAAAACCAUCCAUGAGCGAUUCGCCAGGCUGGGCGUCGUCUCUACCAUUCUCAGAAACAAGGAAAGCAGGGAGAGAUACGAUUUCUUCUACAAGAACGGGGUACCUGUCUGGCGAGGCACUGGUUACUACUACUCACGAUUCCGACCUGGCCUCGGGAGCGUCUUCAUUUUCCUCGUAUUCGUCACCUCUACCUUCCACUAUAUGGCUCAGCGUGUCAACUACAAGAAUGACCUGGAACGCAUCGACCGAAUUGUCAAGGAAGCUCAAUUAGCCGCUUGGGGACCGAAGUUGGUGCCCAUUGAUGGUCAGCGCAAGGUCAAAGUGAAUUUGGGUGGGCAGGGAAGCCAAGGCCGACUGAUUGACAUGGUAGUGGACCUGGAUAAUGUUUACAUCCUUGACGAUGGAGAACUGCAUCUACUUGACUCCUCCACUGCGACAGUGCCAGCAGUAGCGAACACUUGGUUCAUCGCACUUGUCCGCUCGCUUUACGGCCAGGCCGUCUCCAGCUUUUCUGGUUCAGAAUCUGCUAUCGCGGCUUCUGCUGCUGACGGCGACGAUACGUCAUCGGUAUCCGAUGGUCCUGGCAGCGGGACGGUCACACCCAAGGACGAGAUGGCUUCAGGCAAGCAGCGCAAGAGAAGCACACGUAAACGGUAAACUGGUGCAUGGUUCAACAUGGGAUAAUUAUCUGUCGCGAUGUAAACUGUUGGACUCUCCUUCGCGUCAAAUCCUCUGCUCGAGUCUUUCGACUUUUCGAUCACGUGUACGCGUCUCGAAGGCCAUUUGCUGUCUCAGACUAUUGCAACUAUGGUUCAUCUAGAGUCAUAGCUCUGCCUUAAACCAUCAUGCCUUCAAAGUAUGAUUCGUCUCCCUCGUGCGCGAAAGAUUCAACGAAGGAAGCACUACGCUUUCACAGUGCAAUUGUCAAUCGCGUCAAUUUCCAAUACUGCCUCGGCUUGAACAUGGCUGCGACGACUGACCGUUCGUAUUGUAUACGCCCUCUUUUCAUUAGAUUCCACAAUCUCGAAGGAAUUAGGGAAGAGAAUGCGAUGCUGGAUGCUUUCGUGGAACAAGAAUGUAAACUGGGAAUCACAACCAAAGAGCAAGUGAACGUGUAUCGCGCUCGCGCCUUCUUCAAGGUAAGAUUAUGGAACUCUGCAGAGCAAGAACAACAUGUGUGUGUUAUGAAGACAUAUGAAUAAAGACAGUGGACUAAGGUAUGGAGCAUGGGAUACAUAAUCAACGAGCGCAGCCAAGCAGGAUCAACCGGCAUAUACAGUCAAAUCGGGGCAACAAGGCUGGUGGAUCCCUUGUCCUCAACGCUGCUUCGGGUCUCUGCAAACAGAAGCUCGGAUCAGCUCGAGGCAAGACAACGCUAAGCCGACUCACCCCUUGCGGUGAGCAGACUGCGCAUGCGACGGCAACUGUUCAUGCGAGUCGCUAUCAUAUCAUCGAACAUGUGCAAGAUGUCUUCGGGUCUGGCGGGGCCCAAUCGGUGUUCCGGGUAGGCAAGUCGAGGGCAGGAGGGGAUGCGGUGAUGACGCCGGCGGGCCACUCCGUUCAGCUUUAGUUCCAGCGAUCUUAUCUGUCUGCGCCAGUGCAACCGGCGUACGGCCGCCGACUUGAUAGAUUUCAAAAUCGGAGAAUCUUCUUCCUCUGGUUUAUCGUCGGACGACGGCGCCUCUGGUUUAUCGUCGUCAAGUUCGCCCAUGUCUGACUCGUCGUCAGAGUCCAUGGAGACGUCAACACGCCAGGUUUCGACCCAAUCAAGUUGUUUCUGAUAGAACGAGGCAAGGUCUUCCAGCCUCGUGAGCAGACGCGUGGAAGCAAGGGCGGAAGAGGCUGAGGUGGCCGGAGCACAGGUCAUGGCUGAAGAAAGCGGAUACAAAGCUGAACGGAAAAGCGGGGGGCGAAACACGGAUGGGGAGUGCAAGAAGGCCGCCAUGGGGUGCUUAAAAUGCUGUCCGUGUGUACGGUCUCGGUAGUUCCACAGGACAACAUGGUCGUCUAGGCAGAGUCCAGCCAAAGCGCGUGACGGGACCAAUUAGGUUACUUGCUCAUGAUCGCGUCGGCUUAUGUCAGCGGACAACUAUCAAAUGUGGCUUGCGAAGUUCCUCGUCCUCGCACCCUUGGUCUGGGCUGCAGACUCCUCAUUCCGCGUAUUCCAUCGGAUAUACGAGCCCGGUAAGCCGGAAUCGCCGUUCGUUGCGCGGGGCACUCUGCAAAUCGGCCAACGUCUCUCGUUCGAGACCGCGCCAUCGGUUGCGCAGGAUCUGCGCGAAUUCGCCGACCAAUUCGAGAGCCUCGCUGGGGCCUUAUAUCAGGUCGCUCUAGAGUUGGAGUAUAAUGAAGCGUCUCCCUCUGGUAGCUGGGAUGCAGUCUCCUCUGUGAAAGUCUGUCAUUUGCAUCAAGCCACUGCCGAGACAUUCCUUCUCCACACAACUCCCACCGGCGAACCGUACGCUCUAGACUACUUUGUUACUCCCACCCCACACAAUGGCGCGUGCGCGAAGAAAGUCAAGAGCUCGGCCCCUCUGCUUUCCUUCGCUGCCAAUAUCGUCAAUCUCAACUCUUCGGUCGUGAUCAAGUCACCUAAUUUGCCCCCAUUAUUGGAGUUGAAGGCUCCACAGCCAGUGACUCCCGAGGGAGAGCCGGUCGUGCCGGUCCCAGAGAAGACCCUGUUCCAGAAAUAUUGGUUGUAUGGCGUCGCGAUCCUUAUUGCUCUCUUGCUUUCCGGUGGAGGAGAAGAGGAAAACGCGAAAAAAUAGAUGUUAUCACAUUGCAUUUGUCGUUCUACAUACUUCUCUACGCGGCCCAGACAUAUCAAGCGUCGUUCGUCCAGAUCUUUGGCAUCUUCUUCCUGAACGGUUCUAGAUU